Molecule: messenger RNA, 342 nt
Organism: Kluyveromyces lactis
Lineage: Eukaryota; Fungi; Ascomycota; Saccharomycetes; Saccharomycetales; Saccharomycetaceae
Gene: TOA2
Product: transcription initiation factor IIA subunit gamma
Exons: 1
Coding region: 1-342 (113 amino acids)
Biological process (GO): transcription initiation at RNA polymerase II promoter; RNA polymerase II preinitiation complex assembly
Cellular component (GO): transcription factor TFIIA complex
Molecular function (GO): TBP-class protein binding; RNA polymerase II general transcription initiation factor activity
Source: RefSeq, a predicted model, not a curated record
AUGAGUACUACGGGUUAUUAUGAGUUAUAUCGUAGAAGUACGCUUGGGGCCAGUUUGAUGGACUCAUUAGAUACAUUAAUCAGUGAUGGACGAAUUGAGGCGUCUCUAGCGAUGACGAUACUAGAGACCUUUGACAGGGUUAUAUCUGAUACCUUACGGGAUAAGACAACUUCAAAGCUGACAUUCAAAGGUCAUCUCGAUACCUACCGUUUUUGCGAUGACGUUUGGACGUUUAUAGUUAAGGAUUGUAUAGUGAAGCUAGAUGGACAAGAUCAAGAAUCAGAAUUGAAAUGUGAUAAACUCCACAUUGUUGCAUGUAACGCUAAAAAGAAUACCGAAUGA